Molecule: messenger RNA, 297 nt
Organism: Eucalyptus grandis
Lineage: Eukaryota; Viridiplantae; Streptophyta; Magnoliopsida; Myrtales; Myrtaceae
Product: actin-2-like
Exons: 2
Coding region: 1-297 (98 amino acids)
Source: RefSeq, a predicted model, not a curated record
AUGGCAGAUGCCGAAGACAUUCAGCCUCUUGGUGUUGAUAAUGGAUUUGGCAUGGUUAAGAUGGUUUUGCUGGAGAUGAUGCUCCAAGGGUUGUCUUCCCCAGACAUGGUUAGUAUGGGCCCAAGGGUUGCUUAUGUUGGAGAUGAGGCCCAAUCUAAAAGGGGCAUGCUUACUUUGAAGUACCCUAUGGCGAGUGGAAUUGCCAGCAAUUGGGACGAUAUGGAAAAGAUCUGGCAUCACACUUUCUACAUUGAGCUACGCGGGGCUCUCGAUGAACGUCCGAUGCUCCUUAUUUAA